Molecule: messenger RNA, 3484 nt
Organism: Neodiprion fabricii
Lineage: Eukaryota; Metazoa; Arthropoda; Insecta; Hymenoptera; Diprionidae
Product: armadillo repeat-containing protein 3
Exons: 11
Coding region: 261-2075 (604 amino acids)
Source: RefSeq, a predicted model, not a curated record
UGCUCAAACAACCAUACCCAGUGAUACAGUUAUUGGCACUUGACGUGAUUAAUUUGUUAGUUGCCAGAAACAAGGAUGAAAAUAUACAAGAACUAUUCCGUAUAUGUCGAGGUCCUCAGGCCUUACUAGACAUACUCGAUAAUGACGAAUACGAUGAUUUACACGAAAAAGCAUUAGAGAUUCUCUUAUCAGCAUCUGACAAUGAAAAGUCGGUAGAGUUGAUUUGCAGCACAGGUGGUGUUCAAAGACUUUUAAAAUACAUGGAAAGCAGUGACAAAAAAUUGACAGUGUGUCUUCUUAAUGUCAUCGUUCGCUUAGCAAAUUCGGCAAGCAGCAGAAAGGAACUGUACAAACAUGGAAUUGUUCCGCUUUUGCUAAACUUCGUACACGAGUCUUCAAAUCCUGACGUUGUUGGCGCGAGUUUUUACGGUCUUGCCAAAAUGGUACAGUACAGCCCAGCAACAGACGAAAUCACAUCAUCCAAUCCCAUCCACAAGAUACUUGGCUUUAUCAAAAAUGAAAGUGUAAAGCAGCACGUAAGACACGCGGCUAUGUAUUGCUUGGCGGAAUUGUUGGCAUGCGACGCACAGAAUUGUUCAAAUUUGUUAGACAUCAAAGGGCAGACAUAUUUGAUAUGGAUGAUAAAACAACCCAUCGGUAAUGUUCCGUUAGAGACUCGUCUUACAACAUUGCGGUGUCUUACGUCGAUAGGAGGCUACCCUGAAUUCAGAGAGCAAUUUGUCGAUGUAAACUUGAUAGACGCUCUGUGCACCGCAUUCGAAUUCAAAAAUAGUUUUGAUCUUGCUGAAGCUAAGGUGGCUCACUGCCGUGCAUUGUCCAUAUUUUGCAUUGAAAAAACUGCAAGAGAUAUAUUUUUGUGUCUGGAGGGACCGAGAAAGUUGUAUAAUUUAUUACUCGAAUCUGAAUCUGUUCCGGUUAGAGAUGCUGCAGCUCAAUUGGUUUCACAAUUAUCUGGCGAUCAGGAUGUCGCACCGUUACUUAUUCUUGCUGGGUGUUUAGAAUACAUGAUUGGACAUAGAUCAACUUCAAGAAUUGUCCCGUCGUGGGAAUCGUGUAUCAAAGCACUGUUUAAUUCCUAUUUACCAGCAAAGUUCGCUUUUACCGGACGUUUGUCAUUGCAUGACAUUACAAAAGACGGUUUUUACGUUAUCCGCAAAAAUGUUCAUCCGUUCCCGAUUAUUGAACAGUUGUUUACGCGUAGCUUAGACCUUGCGCAAACAAUAUACAUGUGCGUUCCAGCACAGCGACGUCGAUUGUCGAAUCAAAACUCUGAAGUGGAAGAUGAUCAGAUUAUAUCAAACGAUACAGCGACUCGAAAAAAUAUUUAUUCCGUACACAGGACGGAUCUUACUAAUGCUAUAACGGGAGUUAAAUCUGAGAUACUAAAGACAGAUUCGUUUUUAUGGAAUGCGGUCGAGUUAUUCAAAUGUAAACUUAUUGCCAAGGAAUCGAGAAUUGCGAAUGAGCAGGAAAAACCGGGACUCGUAAACAUUUCUUUUAUCAAGUCCCGAGCGAAAAUGUUGGGCGAAUUUGUGGCGCAGAAAAUGUCGGGACCUGAUCCAACGACAAAAUGUAUCGAUCACCAGCUUGACAUACAUCUCAGCGAAAUUAAACGUGACAUUGGAACAAACGUAAUUCCAUUAGGACAGCUGCGAGUCGGAUCGUACUUGGAACGAGCAUUGUUGUUCAAAGUUAUAGCAGAUAGAGUUUGUUUGCCAGCUGCGUUAGUCCGCGGAGACUAUGGAAAAGCAUGGAUUGAAAUUGCUCUUCCAGAGAUGGAAACGCAAAGCAGCGAAGCGAGUCCUGUCGAUGAUGGUACGAUCGACACUAUCGCCGAGAAAGAAGCUGUAGCAAAAUCAAGACCAUCCGAUAGGUCAACUGGUCAUGCUCCAUAUUUUCAGGGUUCAACGAAAGAAUUAGUCUCAGCCAACCAGAAUUUGCUAUCCAUUUUUCCAACGAAACUGCUAAGGCCAAGUUACAUUGUUGAUUUGAUGCGAGUGCCCGGAGAACUAAUACCAUUGGGCACCAAACAGGCUGACGAUUAUUGUAAAUAAUAGAUAUGAUACAGAACUUUGAAUUGUACGAUAAGCUUUACCUGACUACAGAAUUUAUUGGGAGCUUCUAAUCAUCGCAAGGACAUUAUUUUUUAAGGCAGAAUUUAUAUUUGUAUACAUGUUAUUUGUAAUAAACGUAUUUUAUCUUGUCGAUGACGGAAAUACAGUUUCUGAUUCGAAACAUUUCGUGUUUUUAUCAUGUGGCAUUUGGAACAAAGACGAUGAUUUGGUGUUACGAGUAUAAAAUGAAAAGUAGUUUCUGUGUGCACCAUGUUUUUAUUAAUCUUUCGCAAAGGAAUUUAGCUCAAUCCUUGCAAUAAUGAUCUGCAUAUACAGCUGUAAACUUAACAUCUACAUAAUAUUUUGUUAUAUGUCACAAUUCAAUUCCUAUAUGUGAACUGUAUGUAUAUAAUAUGUAUACUUAUUAAUCAUUCUACAUACAUACAUCGAGAGGGGUUAAUACUUUUACAUGGUAUUUGUUACAAGUUUACAACAUUCGUCCGAAGAAACCUACCUGUUUAAGUUUCUGCGAAGACAAUUAUUAUCGUUACAUCGUCCAAGAAAUUAUAAACACAUUCCAAUAUGAGAUAACGACUGACUUUGCGUUAUAAGCACUUCGAACGUGAACGAAAGCUCAAGUGGCUCAACACAGUUUCAAUAUGGUAACAUACUAUUUAUAUUACACAUUACGUACUAAAACUUUUGUACUGCGAGACCUUAAUAAUGAAACGUAAGAUAAAUCACCUCAUUUAACUAUCUGAUUUUUGGCUUUACAGAUACAAUACUUGAAAAACAAUUAGUUAAAAUAAAUAAAAGUAUUAAUUGACGUAGUAUGAAUUUUCUCAAAAGUCUACUUUUGACGAAUAAAGCACGUAUAUAUGGACCCAAGAUCUGAUUGUUAGCUUAUCAAUUUUUUCGUAGCUUUUUUAAAUAAGAAUGACAAAUUUACUCGUGUUUAUACAUUAUAAAAAAAAAAAACAAAUAUUCGUUACAUUAUACGUAAUUGGCAGUUUGCGUAAAAACAGAGGAUCGGCACAAUUCGAAAUUAAACUCCAAUGUUCGUAGAUCGUACAAAUAAUAUAUGUGAUAUAUCUAAUGAAGUGGAUUUGCACCAUUUGCGCAAAUAAAUUAUGUCGAGUUAUUUUGCGCACCGAAGUAUAUUGUACUCUACAGAUUUGAAAGAAGAAUCGUAUAAAUUAUAUACUUUGGUACAGCUUGUUCGUUACAGUGCACCGACAAUGAAAAAUGCUUUUUUUCUAUGUGUUCAGAAACAUGAAGUAUCUGCCUGUGUGUGAUACGACGAAACUAUCUCAAUAUGUUGCUUCAAGGCAAAUUGAUCUGCUCGUGUGUAAUUCUGAAACUAAAUUAGUUUUCUUACGCAGCAUUCAUUGCUCGAGUUUCAUUGUAAA